AUGUCCAAUACAACUAUCGUCUCUGGGCAGAUAGCAACUUGGCAAAGUCACUUACAAGUCUAUUUUAAAAUAAUCAAAGAAGUCUCAGCAAAGGAUCGACCUGUUCUUGUAUUCGAAGAUGAUUUUGAUCUGGAAGCUGAUGCACCGUCUCUCCUUAAAGAAGCAUUGAGUUCACUUCCAGAUGACUGGGAAGUAUUUCUUUUGGGUCACGCUAACAUGCAGUGUAAACGCGUUCAUCCAAAUAUUUGCAAAGCAUUGUUUUUUUACUGUGCUUUCGCCUAUAUGGUUCGUAAUUCGACAGUGGCUAAAAAAUUAAUUAACUGGUCUAACACAGAAAUAGGGCAAGUGGCUGAUGCGUUUUGGCUUCCAUAUAUAGGCAAUGGUUCACUUAUAGUGUAUGCUGCAGAUCCACAUCAUAUUGCCAUGCAAGAUAGACAACAAUUCGGUAGUGAUAUUCCAGCAUCAGGGCCUAUUUCUGUCGUAAAACUUCGAAAUCCAAUAUCAAAGAUAUUAAAAGCGUAA
This is a messenger RNA of Rotaria sp. Silwood1, 522 nucleotides long. NCBI's taxonomy places the organism in Eukaryota, Metazoa, Rotifera, Eurotatoria, Philodinida, Philodinidae. The record is from the annotation of a GenBank genome assembly.